UUUUUUUAAUAUUGCGGUAUUAUAAACUUUGGACUUUAGCACGGCGUUAUGAAAGAAAAUUACACUGCUAAUCCGUAACUCACCUAAAUGUCGCAUGUGCAAUGUCAUUUAGUUUUUGUCAAUGUGUAGGACAGGUCACUGGUUCAUUUCUCCAUAGUUGUAUGUAGGCCUACAUAUUAUAACAUACCGUAGUAUUUCAACGACACACGGCAGUUGUUGAGAAAUACCAUAGGGUGUGACAAAUUAAAGCAGAAUGAUUUUAGAAGGGUUGUAUGACUACAUAGCCAGACAUCCUUCUAUACUGUUAAUAGGGUUUCUGUUGUACGUGUUUAUUUUUGGCUUGUCCUUGCUAAUAAACAGGAAAAAGCCUGGCAGAAAUCCUUUUUGGAGAAAUCAUGAAAAACCAAUUGAGAAAUUGGUGACAGAUAUCCGAGCGCGAGAUGCUGUUAUUAAGCAGAGGUUUACACCAGCGAAGGUACCAGAUAAUCUAGAUGCUAUAGUUAUUGGUAGUGGUAUGGGGGGUAUGACCGCUGCAGCUCUACUGUCACAAGCUGGUAAGAAGGUACUGGUUCUAGAACAACAUGAUCAAGCUGGUGGAUGCUGUCAUACUUACUAUAGUAAAAAAGGAUUUGAAUUUGAUACAGGAAUACACUAUGUUGGUGAUAUGGGAGAAAGAGAUGUAUCUAGGUUUUUAUGUAAUCAACUAACCGAUGGACAAGUUGAAUGGAUAGCUAUGGAUGAAGCUUAUGAUACGGUUGCUCUAGGAGAGGCUAGUAAAGCCAGAAGGUAUAGAAUGGUGAGAGGUAGGGAAGAAUAUAUCCGAGAAUUAAAGAAAAACUUUCCUAAAGAUCAUGAGGCCAUUGAUAAAUAUAUGAACUUAAUUCAUGUUGCAAGGACGGGACUUAGAGGAAUGAUGAUGAUGAAAAUUUUACCUAAAUGGUUGAGUAAGAUUCUUGCAGCUACAGGAAUCGUGGAUUUAUUAACCAACUAUUUUAAAUACAGUAGAAAAACAGUAACAGAAGUGUUGAAUGAGCUGACCGAUAAUCAAGAAUUAAAAGCUACUUUAUCUUAUAUUUGGGGAGAUUAUGGCGUAAUUCCUAAGGAAGCCGGUUUUUCAUUCCAUGCUGGUCUUGUAAAUCAUUAUCUACAGGGAGCAUAUUAUCCCCGUGGUGGACCUAGUGAAAUAGCUUUCCACAUUGUUCCAGUCAUUGAAAGAUCAGGUGGGCGUCUCCUAGUACAGGCACCUGUCUCUAAGAUAUUAACCAAUGAAAAAGGCCGAGCUGUCGGAGUGACAGUGAAACGUACAACUGGUGAUGUUGAUAUCAAAGCUAAAUAUAUCAUAUCUAAUGCAGGUGCUAAUAAUACCUUUAAAUAUCUUCUACCGCCACAAGUAGCUACUAAAUCAAGUUUAUAUCCAUUGAUUGAUAAAAUCGGACCAAGUGCCUCGUUUAUGACAGUGUUUCUAGGUUUAGACGGAACAGAUGAAGAAAUGGGACUGACAUCAGGCAAUAUAUGGUAUUAUCGUGAUUCUGAUAUAGAUGGGGCUAUGUCUAAGUUUUAUAAUUUAGAUGUAGAUGAUGUUGGUGUAGAAGAUAUACCACUUUUAUAUAUAUCAUCACCAUCAGCUAAAGAUCCAUCAUUCCAACAUAGAUUCCCAGGUAAAAGUGUAUUAUUAGUUAUAACAUUAGCUAAAUUUGAAUGGUUUGAACAAUGGAAAGAUGAAAGAAUCAAACAUCGUGGUGAUGAUUAUAAUGCUAUUAAAGACAGAAUAGGACAGCGUAUUAUACAACAGUGUAUUGGUCUUUAUCCUAAAAUAGAAAAUAAGGUAUCAUUGAUUAAAGUUGGAACACCAGUAACUAAUAAUUAUUAUCUUGGUACAACAAAAGGUGAGAUGUACGGUUUAAAUCACAACCAGACAAGAUUUCUACCUGAGAUGGCGCUUGAAUUUCGUCCUAAAACAGACAUACCUGGUCUUUAUUUAACAGGUCAAGAUGUAUCAACCUGUGGUUUUAUAUCUGUUAUGUAUGCUGGUUUAUUCUGUGCUUCAAGUAUUCUAAACAGAAACUUGAUGAACGAUAUGAUGAAAUUAAGAAAAGAUGUCAUCAAAGAAGCCAAAAAGAAGAAAGUUGAAUAAAUUAAUUUUAAAUAACUAUGACAUGUAACAUAUUUUAUCACCCAAUAAUACAUUCUACAGUAGAUAUCACUUGUGUGAUAUAUUUUAUAUAUCGCUUUACAUGAAUUUAAUUGGUCAGUUAAAAAGAAACUACUUUUUUUAAAUUAAAAAUGAACUAUUGUUAUUCAAGUGACCUUGAUGGAAAUACUGGGUCAAUAUAAAGGACUUUGCAAUGGUUGAAUUGCUGUCAAAAAAUGAUGUAUCACUACGCCGUAAUGUUCAGUAAAAGUGAAAUCUACAGCAAAGAAUUAUAUUUAUCUAUUUGUGCAUGUAAGAAGGGAUUGGGUGAUAAAUAAAAUCUCUUACUCGUUUUUUUUUUAUAUCAAAAAAUAUCAACACUCGUUGACAAAGUAAAAAAAAACUCGGCAGAGCCUCGUUUUUUGUUACUUUAUCAACUUGGCGUAUAAGUGGUGAGAAAUUUGGUAUUUUAGCAAAAAUGCAAAUGAUGAAUUAAGCUUUUAAUUAUUUGUGGGGAAACUUCACAAGACAAUUAGUGCCAGAGUUAUGGUCCUUCAAAAGUAUUGUGGAUGCUCUAGGGGCUCAAGUUAUUAUCCGAUUGACUUUAAAUUUAUACACAGUAUUUAAGGUCAUGAGAUGAAGAAUCCUAAUGAUUUUAACGAUAUCCAAUAAUUACUACCAGAGUUAUGGCUCUUUAUCACUUUGAAAAAUCUUGUGGAUGCUCUAGAGGCCAAAGAUAAUUUAUACACAGUGUUUAAGGUUAGGAGAUGAACCAGACUAUUGUUUUUCAAUGAUUUCUGAAAAUAUCUGCCAGAGUUAUGGCCCUUGAUAUAUCUUGUGGAGGCUAAUGUUAAUAUAAAUUUAUACAGUUUCUAAGGUCAUGAGACAAACAGUCGAAACCAAUUGUAAUGAUUUCUGAUAAUGAACUAAUGGGUUGUUACUCGUAAUCAGAUUUUAGUGUGUUGUAAAUGUUUUCAUUACUGACAAAAGAAAAAAUAUGCGACAACCCUUGUUAUCUACCCAGAUUAUGUAUCUGCUGUGGGCGUAUGUUUCAUUGCCUGGCAACCUAUCUUUGUGUAUUUCAAAUGUCCUGUAAAAAAACUAAUUUAUUUUGUCUAAGUAAAAUUACGGGUAUGUAUAUCAUGUCUUAAUUGACGAUCUGUUGCAGUAAAGAAGUUUUGGUCAUUUUAUAUUUAUGCAGAUGUGGCAUCUUAUAAAAUGUUUGAAAUUAAAGACACUAAAUCUGUGCAUUUUAUUGGAUAGAUGAGUAGGUUAUAGAAAUCUGUCAUGACCUAUCGAAGUACCGGUGAUGUAUACAAAUAUUAUGGUAUGUAAUAUUGUUGAUAUAUUCUAGCUGUUAUAUUUGAAUAAAUUUGUAAUAAAUAGUUUAA
Molecule: messenger RNA, 3522 nt
Organism: Patella vulgata (common limpet)
Lineage: Eukaryota; Metazoa; Mollusca; Gastropoda; Patellidae
Product: all-trans-retinol 13,14-reductase
Exons: 11
Coding region: 254-2134 (626 amino acids)
Molecular function (GO): oxidoreductase activity
Source: RefSeq, a predicted model, not a curated record